AUGACGCAUCUUAUUAUAAAUGGUUCCAGUGCAUCAAAGCUCAGCCUUAACAAUAUCUUGGAAAUUGGGCACCAGAGUAUCAAUGAGGCUGAUCCUGUGACUGUGGAAGAUCUUGUAUGGGUCUUCCUGAGGAGACUUAUGGCCCUAAACAAAGAAGCAAGGAAUACUCAGUAUACGGGGAGCAGUGAAAAUAUUCCAAAUCAGGAUACCUUUGAAGAGUUUGAUUUUUAUAAUGAUGAUGAGAAGGCUUUUAAUCCUACCGAGUCUAUGCAUCCACUUGAUGUCUUAUGUGCUGUCCUACACAAAUCUAAUCCAGUUUUACAGCAGGAGAUUACAUCAAAAAUGUCCAUGUGUCAGUUUGCCAUCCCACUAUUGCUCCCUGCUGGUGAUGGUCCAGGCUGCACCUUCAUGCUCUGGGCAUUGAGAGAUAUUGUAAAGAGAUGGAGACCUCAUUCAUUAGCAGAGAGCAAAGGGUUUAAAGAGGACAGUGUGGUGAACAUAUCCAUGCCUAUAUUUUCCUUUGUGAGACUGGGUCAAAACAAAAUGUCCAAAUCUAAAAUCCUCAAUCAAGUGCUUAGCCCACCUCAGCAAGGUCACAGCUUCUUCAUACAUGAUAAUAUGGAGCGUGGAAACAUUAAAAAGAUGGUUUCCAAUGGGUUAGUGGAAAUAUCAUGGUAUUUCCCUAUAGGAAAAGAAACCUAUGACAUUUUCCCUGAACCCACUGGGGUUACAAAUCUUCGUGGUAACUUAGAGUCUAAUUGGGUCCAGUUUCAGUUCCAAAUGCAAGUCUCAUCUGCAGUGUUUAUAUUUGCCGAGAAUAUGUCUGAAAAUGAUUAUAGAUUAUUGUCCAGUUGCAAACAUUUUGAGACUACUGUUUGUUUCAUUAUUAAUCCAAGUGCUGAUAAAAGUCUAAAUAAGGAGUCCUUGGGUUUUCUCAAACGUCUGGCUCAUGAGCUUAAUAUUAAUCCAACACAUAUAAUAAGCAAGGAAAGGAUCAAUGAGACACAAGUUGUCAAAAGAUUGCAAAAAACCAUGAGUCAUCUUAUAAAAAAUUCUUGUAAGAGAGUUAAACUCAACGACAUUUCGGAUGAAGCUAAAAAGCUUGGAAUCCAUGUAGAUGAGGGUUCUAAAGAAUUUCAAAUAUCAAAAGAAAUGGCCGUGGAGAUCACAAAAGAGAUUGGUGAUGUGGUUGAGUAUAAGAGAGAGAACAUGAAGCUACAAGGACAGCUCUGGAAAGAACUAUCCCAGUUAGAGAAGGAAUUUUGUAGAAUGAAAAAACUAGGGCAUCAGAAUGCUGAAGACUAUAGGUGCCAGCUGAAACAAAGGCGGUCAGAGCUACAUCAGGAACAGCACAAACAUGACCUUCCUGAUGGUAUGAAUAAGUUUAUAUCUGCAAUGACUCAAUUAACUCACACUGACAGGGUAUAUUUUUUAAAAUGGAUGAAAUUUACCCUUGAUUCCAUAUCUAGAGAUGUUUUGUCAACCUUGCAUUCAAAAUACAGUCAGAUUUAUAGUGAAGGAAAAAGCAACCUCACAGGGCUGAAAAAGAUAGACACUUUGAUGUGUAACAGUUCUUUGGGGCUUGAACACUUCCUACGUGAGCUGGGACAGUUUUAUGAAUCAGAAUGUUCACUCAUCAGAGAUAAGCUUAUUAAUGUAAACCAGAGGAAGUUUAGCAGACUCCCUGAAAUAGCUGCUAAGCUUCUGCUGGAUGGGUUCCCAUUAGAGCUGAUAGAUGGAGAUGCCUCCAACAUCCCCAUACAGUGGAUAACUGACAUUUUGACUGAACUGGACACCAUGACAGGAAAGGGAUGCAAAUUGAGAGUAAUCUCUGUACUGGGAGUACAGAGCACAGGGAAGUCCACCCUCCUGAACACCAUGUUUGGCUUGCAGUUCCCUGUGGCCAGUGGACGCUGCACACGAGGAGCCUUCAUGACACUGAUUAAAGUGAAACAAGACUUCAGAGAGGAAUUGGGCUGUGACUUUAUUUUAGUAAUUGACACUGAAGGUCUGAAGGCUCCAGAAAGGGGAUCUCUGGAUAACAGCUAUGAACAUGACAAUGAGCUGGCAACUGUAGUGGUUGGGCUAAGUGAUAUCACAAUAAUCAAUAUGGCCAUGGAGAAUAUAGUCGAAAUGAGUGAUACUUUGCAAAUUGUCGCUCAUGCCUUCCUUAGAAUGAAUGAAAUUGGGAAAAAGCCGAUCUGUCAGUUUGUUCAUCACAACUGCAGUGAGGUAUCCGCUCAUGAGAUGACCAUAAGAGAUAGAGUGAAAAUGGUGGAGCAGCUGAAUGAAAUGACUAAAGUGGCAGCAAAGAUGGAAAAAAAGAGUGGUAUCACUGCCUUUAGUGAUAUAAUGACCUAUAAUCAUGAGAAAGACAAUUGGUACAUUCCUGGGCUCUGGUAUGGUGUCCCACCCAUGGCUUCUGUAAACACAGGAUACAGCGAAAAUGUUUAUUCAUUAAAAAAACAUUUGUUUAACCUGAUGGCACAACAUAAAGAUAUUCAGAACUCUCAAAGUAUCAAUGAACUUAUAAUAUGGAUAAAAAGCUUGUGGAAUGCAGUGAAACAUGAAAAAUUCAUCUUUGCCUUCAAGAAUAGUCUAGUGGCAGAAGCAUAUGAUAAGCUUGCUGUAAAAUACUCAGAGUGGGAAUGGAACUUCCGCAAGAAGAUUCAUACCUGGAUCACGAAUGUGGAAAUGAAAAUCAAGAAUGAGGCAGCUGAUGAAAUACAUCCAGACAUUGAUGUGACAUUAAAGAAUGAAGUACUUGACAUUUUCCAGAAAGAAGAAUUAAAAAUGCUGAAAUUAAUCGAAGAUUAUUAUAAAAGUGCGACUGAGAAUGUCUAUCUGAUUGAACGUUACAGAGAAGAAUUUUUAGUAUGUGUGAAAUGUCUCAGACAGGAGCUUAGCGAUUCAGCAUCAAAUAAAAUCGAAGAGAUUAUUCGCAGGAAAAAUUCAAAUGAUCAGUUCCAAGCUGUCCAGAGUAAAUACCAAAAGGUUAUUGAAGAUAAAGUGAGCAACCUUGUAGAAAAGUGCAGACAGAACAAAAAUAUUGUCAACAGGGAAGCAAAUGAAAAAAUGUUUGAGACUCUGUGGUCAAAAGCAAUCUCAGAAUUGCCAAAGUGUCACAUUGACAAACUCAACAUCAGUCAAGAGAUGCUAGGACAUCUUACUAAGGACAUGGAGAAUAAAGGAGCUGUUAUAAAUGAGAAGUUACUUAAUAUAAAAAAUUUAACUGAGUAUGGAAAACAAACGUUCCAGAUGGACAAGAAUUACAUCGCUUUCAACCGGAAUCCACUGGUUACGUUUCGAGAAUAUUGGACCAAUAAUUCCCAUAACAAAAUAUAUGAGCUGGCUAGAUUUCUAGUAAGAACAUGUAAUGAAUAUGUCACAGAACAAAUUAGCAAGAACACUGGCUAUGACAACAUGUAUAGCCAUGAAUUGCUUAAUAUAAUCAAUAAAAAACUCAGGGAGAAAGAUGUUAUGAAACUGCCCACAACACAUUUGUUUGAUAUGGAAUUAAAACUUCAUAUUUUGGGAAGUGCAGCCCUCAGAUUUCAAGAAAUGCAUGACAAGUUUGUACAGGAAAAUGAUCCAAAACGGUGUCUUGAAAAACUGAAACCCUACUACUUGACAAGCCUUAAAAAUAUUUUCUGCCAAGAAAAAGAUGAAACUCAAGGUAAAGCUAAACAGUUCUGCGAGCUGUGUCUGAAGCCAGCUUUGAUGGAGCACAUCGACAAACACAUCGGGAAAGCAAUCAUUGAUGAUAUUUAUUACAGUGGAAAAUUCAAAGAGUUUUCUAGUAGUCGCCAUUUCCAGUUUGCUGUGCUCAAGAAUCUUCUGGAAAAUGAAGACUUUCACCAAUAUCUACACUAUAUUAACAGGUAUGAGAAGUUUGUGAAAUCAUGGAUAACAAAAAAAAUACAGGAAAAAUAUGAAAAGUCCAAAGAACUUGAUACUUUACAAAUAAAGAUUCUCUCUCGUAUUUGCAAGAAAAUCAAAGAGGUUCUCAUUGAACUUAGUUCUGUAGGAUUUCUCACUGCUUCUGACUUUUUACAGGCAUUUUGCAAUAAGCUUAGACACGAUCUGGUCAUUUCACAGAGUAAUAUUCUUGUGACUAUAUUUCAAAUCAAAGAUGAUGUUCAGAUGUUUUCAGAUGGAAUUGAGCUUUAUGUCACUGAGACAGAAAAACAAAUAUCAUCAGAAAUAAAAUCUUCCAGUAAUGAAUCAGUGCUUUCCAGGGCAACACUUAAUCCCAUGAAUGAAGUGUUCAAGUCCGUCUGUGGCUGUUUAAAAUUCUGCCCAUUCUGUAAAGUUCCCUGUGAGGCCUCAGGUAGAGACCAUGAAAAGCACUUUGCAUCUAUUCAUAGACCAAAAGGUUUGGCAAAGGGCACCUGGCAGACAAAUGCCUCCCUUACUACAUCAAUAUGUUCUACUGCUGUUGAUACUGAUCUCCUUUUUGUAAGCCCAGAAACAAACUGGGAACCUCAUCCCUACAAAGAAUAUCAAACAAUCUACCAAGACUGGAUCAUUCAGCCAACAGAUAUCCGGGAAUCAUCUGAAUAUUGGAAAUACAUCUUUAAAGAGUUCAACCGGCAGUUUGCAGCUGCUUAUGUGGCAGAAACAGCUAAACUAGCAGAAGACUGGAAAGAUACAACUGCAGAAGAAGCUCUGAGAAGCCUAGAAGAAGCGUAUUCAAUGACCUAAAAGAAAAAGUUAAUUUGUUAUAUGCACGUAAUAUACAGUACAUCUAGCAGUCUAAUAUUAGGUGCUUCAGUGUUCUCCUACAUAUAGAUGGGAAUGUAUUACUUGUUUUAACCCCUGUUAAAUCUAUUCUUCUUUAUUUUGCUGGACAUAAAGUUGCUGUCUAAAAAUAGCCAAGUAAAACCACUGUUUUUAAUAGUCUUGCCUUUUGUUAAUACCACCUCUAAAACUUACUGUAUGCGUUUGAAGUGUUGUGUAAUGACAAUUCUGCCAUCAGAAUCUGACUCUUUCUAAAAUUAGAAUGAUAGAAAUGUUAUAAGAUGCACUAUGCAGUCACUGGUAAGCAUAC
Xenopus laevis (African clawed frog) is the source of this 5050-nucleotide messenger RNA. RefSeq names its product up-regulator of cell proliferation. The coding region runs from base 1 to 4704 and encodes 1567 amino acids. NCBI's taxonomy places the organism in Eukaryota, Metazoa, Chordata, Amphibia, Anura, Pipidae. The record is from RefSeq and is a predicted model, not a curated record. The transcript has a single exon.